AAAUGCUCGCAGAAGUCUCUGAUGAAAUUGUGGAUGAAGAGGAAGGUGGCAUUAAGCAGGCAGUAGAAGGCAACUGUACUGAUGACACGGGGUUACUCACUGAUGCACCAGAAACAAAUGAAGACAAGGACAGAGAGAACAGCGAUGAAAGCCAGCAAGCUGCUGUAACGCUAACACUGGUCGAUAAAGAGACUAACACUGAGGAAUCGGUUAACAAAAACGCAACAGUCCGACCCAAGGACAGAGCCAGCUGGAGCUCAAGACAGCGUCCUUUUGUCAGGAACAGCAUGAUAGUGCGCUCGCAAACCUUCUCUCCAGGCGAGCGGAACCAAUACAUCUGUAGGUUGAACCGAAGUGACAGCGAUAGCUCAACACUAGCCAAAAAGUCUCUCUUUGUGAGAAAUGCCACAGAACGGCGGAGCCUAAGAGUUAAACGGCCUGUUUGCCAACCAAUCAUGCGAAGAGCUACGCAAGAGUGCCCUAUACGCACUUCCCUUGACUUGGAGCUGGACCUCCAGGCAUCACGCACGAGACAGAAUCGUCUGAAUGAUGAGCUUCAGGCCUUGCGGGAUCUUAAACAAAAGCUUGAGGAAAUGAAAGGCAGAGGAGAGACAGACCUUCCCCUGUGUGUGCUGGAGGAUGAACGGUUCCAGAAACUCUUGAAACAAGCUGAAAAACAGGCUGAAUGGUCAAAAGAAGAAGAGAAACAAGGUUUAAGUGCUGAGAAAUUGAUGAGGAAAGCUUCUAAGGAUGUAUGCCGGUUACGGGAGCAGAGCCAGAAAGUGCCACUGCAGGUGCAAUCAUUCAGGGAGAAGAUAGCAUACUUCACAAGAGCAAAGAUCAGCAUACCAGCCCUUCCAGCUGAUGAUGUAUAAUUAUGCAUUUUCAUUGAAGUGUUUUUCCACUUGCUCAUUUCUCUUCAGAUGAACUUUGUAAUUCCAGUGACCUGCUUUUAAAGAUCUUCUAUUUUACAUUCACUAUUGUUAUGUUUAUUUGUAAAAUAUAGUGAAUUGAAUUGUUGUAUGCUUAAAAAAUG
Messenger RNA from Phaethon lepturus (White-tailed tropicbird), 1036 nucleotides. RefSeq names its product protein WWC2-like. Bases 3 to 875 code for a protein of 290 amino acids. The record is from RefSeq and is a predicted model, not a curated record. The transcript has 6 exons. NCBI's taxonomy places the organism in Eukaryota, Metazoa, Chordata, Aves, Phaethontiformes, Phaethontidae.